Messenger RNA from Alternaria triticimaculans, 1161 nucleotides. RefSeq lists its product as uncharacterized. The record is from RefSeq and is a predicted model, not a curated record. Lineage: Eukaryota; Fungi; Ascomycota; Dothideomycetes; Pleosporales; Pleosporaceae. Bases 1 to 1161 code for a protein of 386 amino acids. The transcript has 2 exons. Gene Ontology annotation, molecular function: oxidoreductase activity; FAD binding.
AUGGUCAACCUGAACCAAAAGAAACUCUCUACGGAUAAGAAGACUUUUACCGUCGGCCCUGGGAACCGAUGGAAGGAGGUAUACGACUACCUGACGCCCUACAAUCUUGCCAUUGUUGGUGGACGAGCGGCAUAUGUCGGAGUCGGCGGACUCACGCUCGGCGGAGGUAUCAGUCACCACACCAACGAGUACGGCUUAGCUUGUGACAACAUUGCCUCAUAUGAGCUCGUCACCGCUUCGGGUAUCAUCCUUACUGUGAGCCAAAAGACUUUCCCAGACCUCUAUUGGGCCCUUCGCGGCGGCGGCAACAACUUCGGCGUGAUCACGGCGUUCAACUACGAAACCCUAACUCAAGGUCUUAUGUUUGCGAGCAAACGCCAGUACAACGCAACUUACGCGCCUGCCCUGUUCGACGCGUUUGGAAACACAGUUGAGGCAGCUGAGACCGAUACCAAGGCCGCCCACUUUGUUGCCGUCGCUUACUCUCGUGGCGUCAAGAUUGCAUCGACUGAGUACGAGUAUUUCGAGCCGGUCGACCCAGCGAACCCACCCGCUAUACUGAAGGAAUACCUCGCAUUGCCUCCACUCACCGACAACACCCGUAAUUGCAGUCUGGCCGACACAACCCCUGGUCUCAGCCAAAGCAUGCCAGACGGCUUCCGCACGACUAUGUGGUCCCAGUCCUUCAAGUUAAACACAGAGUUGAUGAAGCGUAUGACAGACCAUCUUUUCGAGAUCGCGCCGGGUAUCCCCGUUGGUUUGCCUAGUGUCACGUUUCAAGCCUUCAGCAAACCCGCCAUUGCAGCCAUGCAAAAAAAGGGCGGCAAUGCGCUGGGUCUUCGGCCAGAAGACGGCCCUCUAUUCCACGCCCUCUUCUACUUGUCUUGGACGGCCGAGAAGGAUGACAAGGUGGUCUUGAAAGCGGCGCAAGACUUCCUGAGCGCAUCGGUUGCCAUGGCGAAAGAGCUGGGUGCGUAUAAUGACUACAUGUACAUGCCGUAUAGUAGUCCUUAUCAGCCUGUUAUCUCGGGCUACGGUGCGGAAAACGUGGCUAGGCUGAACAAGGUCUCGAAAAAGUACGAUCCGAGCGGGGUGUUCCAGAACUUACAGCCUGGAUACUUUAAGCUUGAUGGAGCUGCGCCGUACGGCCAGGUUGUGUAA